Messenger RNA from Cylindrotheca closterium, 2868 nucleotides. The record is from the annotation of a GenBank genome assembly. Lineage: Eukaryota; Bacillariophyta; Bacillariophyceae; Bacillariales; Bacillariaceae.
AUGUUUGACGUAACGAACUUCCUAAUGCGAUGGUUGUUUUUGUGCAACCUUAUCCGAGACAUAGCAGAGAUUCAAACUAUCCCUCGCAGUAUAGAUACAAGAAGCCAGUAUAUUGAACAUGGAAGUAGAAUUCAAGAGUUAUGUGAGGAAGACUGGAGGGACAAUUGCCUACGUGGAAUCUUGUCUUACCCUCCAGGAUCUCAACGACUAUUGGUGAUCGACUCCAUGCGAGCAGAACUCGUACAACAACUUUCGGAUUCACUUGUUGAUGCCGAUGAGACAGUUAGAUUAUACGAGGAGUCUCGGAAAAAUGAAAGCAACAAAAGCCUUCAGACGAGUUUUUUCCUUCCGCUAGAUGAAGAUGAAGAUGAAGAUGCAGAUGCAGAUGCAGAUGCAGAUAUUUUGCAAGCAUUCUGUACCGAGACUCCUCAUCAUUCCGCACACGACAACCAUGAUGGACAUCACGUUGAACUGGUUUCUACCUCCAGAAACAGCGAGAACCUCCAAGACCGUUCGAUAGACCAAAAACUGGAUUUCGGUAAAGAUGAAGAAUUCCCCCGGCGACUUCCAACGGCGGUUGAGUCGAAUGACGCUCAACUAACCAUUCGUAACGUUCGAGACUAUCUACCUCAGUUAGUAUCAGUGGUGCUGAAGUCGCCGCCUCCCUUUGAAUCACGUCUACUAAAUCCAAUCGACAAAUUGCGGCAAGUGAUAGUAGAUCGAUGUGUCGAAGAUGCCAACUGGGGAGUGGACUUGUGCUGGUUGCUAGAAGCGGAAGUGGGCCGUACCUGGAAAAAGCUAUUUGAGCAUCGUCAGCAAACUGGGAGGCGUUUGAUCGUUGUUCUGCCCGCAGAGAAGGCAGCCGUGUUGGCCAAAAUCGGAAACGAAAAACGAGAAGCAUUUGAUUUGCUGCAAGACUCGGAGCAAGCAACGGCGUAUGGUCACACUGUAUCCAUCGGAGAUCUAAACAACAAUUGCGGCGAAAGUUCCUUAGCCGUAUCCGCGACCGACAACCCUUCGUUUCGGCUCCCAUCGAGUCUAAGUCUGAGGCGAUGCAGUCACUUCGGUGACACGAUGCACUUCAUCGACAGACUUACGAAAAUAUCUCUCGAGUUGCGUCGAGUGCCAACAAUCCAUCGUGCUACGUACCUCCACGAUAGUUUGAGGGAAAUGAAUCGCAGAUUGAGAAGGCGGAUGAUUACUAGAGGUGAUGUGAGCCUUGAUGUCGAGGAUAGUCGUGGGCCUGACGACUGGCCACAUCACACGGACAUCUCAACAAGUUUUCUACAGUACUCAGUUCAUCUUCCUUUGGACCCAAAUCAAAACAAUCGGUGGCCAGGAAGUACAACUUCUGAGACGAUCGGUGGCGGGGCCGUCCGGGUUCUGAAUAUUGUUGUUGACGAGUGCCGGCUACUAUCUUCCCGGGAAAGGUGUCCUUUCUUGGUACAUUUAGAAGUUGCUGAGACUGGAUUCAAUGGUCGGGACUCCCGAUUAUAUGCAUCAGGUGCUCCGGGUUUGGGAACAACUAUCGAAGAGGCCUUAUCCAUGAGUUCAACAGUUGCGGCAAGCACGUGCGAUGAUGUUUCCCAAAGCGUUAUUCAUGCAUCAUACCAAAUUCCUCCUGAGCUAUUAACAUCCACACCAAAAGACGCUCAUUCGGUUUUACCGGUAGUCGAUCAACCAACCCAUCGAGCAGAAAAUCUUCGGGGUGGCACUCAUUCUGAUGAGAUGACAUUCUAUCCAUCGCCACCGGACCCUGAUGAUAUGUUGGCAUCGAUUCCCUAUAGUGAGGUGAGACAGCAACAAUAUGAACAGUUGCAUCAUCAAAUGUUUGUUGAUGAGUCCACAGCAAGAAAAGCCAUGCCUAGUCUUGCACAAAGGAACCUUGUAGUUUCUAUCCGAGAAGGACUGCUGUCACAAGUUUUCGGUCAAGCGUGGGAGAUGAAAUGCGACGAGAUAAAGCAGGCUUCUCCGUUUGGAAAGACGAAAGGAUGGCGCCUUGCGUCAUUCAUCAUGAAGGCUGGAGAAGACAUCCGUCGAGAGGCACUAGUAAUGCAGAUUAUUGUGAAAUUGAAUGAAUGGUUUCAGAAAGACAUUCAAGAAAACAUUAGACCACACUUGCGACCGUACACAAUUAUGUGUGUCGGUGGAGAUGCAGGUUUGGUGGAAUGUCUGAACGAUGCAAAGAGUAUUGACGAGGUGAAGAAACGCACUGAUUCGUUCCAAUCACUUCGCGAUUACUUUGAACGUGCAUAUGGGCCUCCUGUAUCGAAUAGUUUGAAUGAUGAGUAUUCAGGUAAAGGAGAGAAGGGGGGAAAUCUGACAUUCACUGAGGCGCAGGAAAAUUUUCUGCGAUCGCUAGUUGGGUACAGCUUGGUUUGCUACAUUCUCCAGAUCAAGGAUAGGCAUAAUGCCAAUAUUCUACUCGAUCGAGAGGGCAAUAUCAUUCACAUUGAUUUCGGUUUUGUUCUUGGCGAUGCUCCAAAAAUGGGAAAGGUACCUAUCUUCAGUGAGCGAGCCCCUUUCAAGUUGAGUGGAGAGUUCUGGGAUGUUCUUGGUGGAUGGAACGUGCAGCAGGGUGGGCUUGGUGUCCGAUUUUGCAAUAUGUUCGAACAUGCAUUUGCUUCAGCUGCAUCCCAUGCGGAAGACAUUGUCAGUCUAGUGGAGGCUACCAUGCUGACCCUUACGCAAAACCCACGACAGGCCAGACAACUUGCAAAUGGUAUUCGAUCACGGUUGCGAAUGAGGGGUCAACCUGGGUCAAGAGAGCAAAAAGCAUUUGUCAUGGAGCUUGUCAACGCAGCUCUGACAAGCUGGGGAACAUCUACUUACGAUUGGCUGCAGAAAAAUAUGAACGGUUACCAAUAG